Molecule: messenger RNA, 1410 nt
Organism: Rotaria sordida
Lineage: Eukaryota; Metazoa; Rotifera; Eurotatoria; Philodinida; Philodinidae
Source: the annotation of a GenBank genome assembly
AUGACGAGUUAUUUAGAUAGUUAUAAAAGUAUAUUUCUCGAUAUAAAAUUACGAGAUUUUUGGACAAUAUUUUCUUUAAUACGUAAUGAAAAACGUCUUUCAUCAUAUGAAAUUUUAACUAAUAAUUUAGUUCAAUAUUGGUCGAAAAACAAUCAUGAUACAAAUCAUUAUUAUUUACCUGUAUUAUGUGUUCGUACAGGUUUUGAUUUAUUUUUACGUGCUAAUCAAUUUCCAGCACAAAGUGAAAUAAUUAUGUCUGCAAUAAAUAUUCCAUCAAUGAUAACAAUUGUUCAAUAUCAUCAAUUAAAUGUUAUACCAUGUGAUAUUAAUUUAGAUACAUUAGAAAUGAAUAUAAAUCAUGUUAAACGUUUAAUAACAUCAAAAACAGUAGCUAUUGUUUAUGCACAUAUAUAUGGAAGAUGUGCUGAUGUAUCCGAAUUAGUUAAUUUAGCUUAUGAAAAACAAAUUUAUUUUAUUGAAGAUUGUGCUGAAAGUUUUUUUGGAUUUUGUUCUUGUUUAUCAGAAGAUAAAAAUUCGAAUCAAUCUGCUCUCGAAAUGUAUUGUCCAACAAGAAUAGAAAAUAAUAAUGAACCAUCAUGUUAUAUGGGUCAUCCACGUUCACAUCUAAUUUUAUAUAGUUUUGGUGUUUUGAAAUUUUGUACAUCAUUAGGUGGUGGUCUUGCUAAAAUAUCUGAUUAUAAUUUAUAUACAAAAAUGUUAGAUAUAUAUCGUAAAGAUCCUAUUCAAGAAAUUCAACAAUAUUCAUUAAAUGUAAAAAAAUAUUUUUAUUUAUAUUGGUUAUUAAAUGCUCCAUAUGUAAUAAAACCAUUAAUGUAUUUUGUACGUUUAUUAAAUUUAGAUCAUAUGAGUUUUGUUGUUAAUCGUUUACGUGCAUUUUCAAAAAUUCCAAAUCGAGAAGAAUUAUUUUUUUCAUUACGUCGUCAACCAUGUCGACCAUUACUUGCUUUUCUUUAUCAUCGUUUUCAAACAUAUGAUUAUAAACAAUUAGAAAUGCAAAAAGAAAAAGCAAAUUAUGUUUUAAAUAAUUUAGAAAAAUUAUCAUCUAUACAAUUAAUUGGUAUGAAUUGUAAAUUAAAAAAUUUUUGGUUAUUUCCAGUAAUUGUUUCAAAACCAGAUUUAUUUGUUCAAAUUUUAUCUAAAUAUCAUAUUGAUGCAUAUCGUGGUACAACACAAUUAAAUGUUAUUACUAAACAAUUAACUGAUACUGAUAAUAUACCAAUUAGUAUAGAUGAUUAUCAUAAAUGUCCAAAUGCUGAAUAUUUAAUUGAACAUGUUAUUUAUUUACCUGUUCAUUGUUAUGUACCAAAACAAGUUUUAAAUCAAUUAAUUGAUAUUGUUAAUAAAACAGCCAAACAAAUUGAACAAUAUCAUUUAAGAUCAAAAUUAUAA